This is a messenger RNA of Haemonchus placei, 510 nucleotides long. Lineage: Eukaryota; Metazoa; Nematoda; Chromadorea; Rhabditida; Trichostrongylidae. The record is from the annotation of a GenBank genome assembly.
AUGAUAAGCUCGGACCGCAUUUCGCAGCUCUUCUGCCGUUCUGGGGCCAGUCUUGGCGUUAAAAUCAUCGACGAUGACCUUGAGAAAAAGUAUGGUUUUCUCGGUGGAGCCUCUCCAGAAUCGUGUAGAACGCGGAUAUGGCACUAUACUGGUGUGCUAUUAGAAGAAGAGCUGUAUGACACGCCAAAUGAGGAACUAUGGGAGGAUCGCGAUUCUUUCGCUACGAAGGCAGUGGAAGCAGCUCAACGGGUCACAACGUACGUUCCACCACAUCUUCGCAAAGUUGAUAACUCGCAUGCCAAACAACAAUCCAAUGGUAAACAGCAAAACACCGUGAAGAUGACUGAAGCGGAAAAGAAAACGUUGGCCAUCAAGAAGAAGCUGAGAGACAUUGAAGUGCUCAAGGCUCGCCUAUCUAACGGAGAAGAACUGCAGAAAACUCAGCUGGAGAAAAUAGCAAAGGAACCUGAGCUCAUCGCACAGCUUGCAGCUUUCGAAGAAGUUCACUAA